AUGCCGCCAAAGAAGAAGGAUGAUGGGAAGGGCAAGAAGCCAGCCGCUGCCAAGGUGGCAGUAGACAAGACCUUCGGAAUGAAAAAUAAAAAAGGCUCCGCCGCCCAAAGACAAAUUAAACAAAUCGAAGCAACGGCUAAAUCGGGUGGUAGCGCUGAGGAGAAGCGGAAACAAGCCGAGAAGGAGGCACGUGCCCGAGAGAAGAAGGCCGCUGAGGAUGCUAAAAGGGAAACCGAUGCUUUACUCGCCAAACCCAGUCAGAUACAGAAAGUUCCUUUUGGAGUCGACCCCAAGACGGUUGUUUGUAUUUUCUGGAAGAAGGGAAAUUGUGAGAAGGGGAAAAAGUGCAAGUUUGCUCAUGAUCUUGCUGUGGAACGAAAGACCGAGAAGAAGAACCUAUACACCGAUGCGAGAGCCGAAGAAGAAGAAAAGAAGAAACAAGAGACUUCAGAUGAUUGGGAUGAAGAAAAACUACGCAAGGUUGUUCUUUCAAAGAAGGGCAAUCAACAAACCACGACCGACAAGGUCUGCAAAUACUUCAUCGAGGCGAUCGAAGAUGGCAAGUAUGGUUGGUUCUGGAUAUGUCCCAAUGGCGGUGAUAAAUGCAAAUACAAACAUGCUCUACCACCAGGAUUCGUACUUAAGACUAAAGAGCAGCGUGCUGCCGAGAAAGCAUUGCUUGACAAGUCUCCGUUGAAAACACUGACUUUAGAAGACUUCUUGGAAUCGGAGAGGCACAAACUGACGGGCACUCUUACGCCAGUUACACCAGAAUCAUUUGCUAAGUGGAAGAAGGAACGUAUGGACAAGAAGGCUGCCGAGGAACAGGCAAGGCAAGCCAAGGAAUCAACUGGCCGUGCCCUCUUUGAAAGUGGCAACUGGAGGUUCACAGAAGAUGAUGAUGCAUCGGAUGAUGGAAACGAUGACGUAUGGAACUUAGAGAAGAUGAGGGAGGAAACUCAAAAAAUUCGAGACAAGAAGGAAGAAGAGCGCAUAGCUGCCGGGGGCGAGGCUGAUCUAGAGCCUACGGAUACCGGUGAUGGGUCUUGAUCUGAAUGUUGGAACAUGCAUUCAACAAGACAGAGAGAUGCUCUACGCUACAGUCACCGAGAUAAGUGACAAGUCAAGAUUGAGAAUUUGGAGAUAAGGCGCCCAGAAUGCUGUGUCAUUCCCGUAGCAGCCGCCUCGGUGGGUUUGAUCAGCUGGCCCCUCUUUGUUGAGCUGGGCAACAUGGCUGGCAAAACGCCGAUGAUGCCGCGAGAUAUAAUGACCAUCUGGAAGGGGUUUAUCUCGUGAUAUUGUUUCCCGGUUGGGAAACGAACGACUACGUUAUUAUCAUGGCGCGUCUCGUUUUUAACGAUACCUAGCUAAACAUAGGACAAACACCAUCUA
This is a messenger RNA of Xylaria bambusicola, 1392 nucleotides long. RefSeq lists its product as uncharacterized. Lineage: Eukaryota; Fungi; Ascomycota; Sordariomycetes; Xylariales; Xylariaceae. The transcript is spliced from 2 exons. Bases 1 to 1050 code for a protein of 349 amino acids. Gene Ontology annotation, cellular component: cytosol. Gene Ontology annotation, biological process: cytoplasmic translation. The record is from RefSeq and is a predicted model, not a curated record. Gene Ontology annotation, molecular function: metal ion binding; mRNA binding.